CUCCUUCCUCCUCCGCCUCCUCAGCUCUUGGGCUAGAAUAUCUAUGGGUCGAAACGUGAUGCGAUGAAUCCGAGAGAGACCGAAACUGGGACGAAGAGUGCGGCGGAAGCGGCGGGACUCCCAAGCAUGGGGGCUUCACCACAAUAGAGGCAGCGCCCCCACCCGCCCCCGCCAGCCCUCCGGAGCGAAGCCCCCAAACCCCCUCGGGAAAAGGAUGGCGGCGGCACCUACCCAGAUCGAAGCCGAGCUGUAUUACCUGAUCGCAAGGUUUUUGCAGUCCGGACCUUGUAACAAAUCUGCUCAGGUGCUAGUGCAAGAGCUCGAAGAGCAUCAGCUGAUUCCGCGCCGCUUAGACUGGGAAGGGAAAGAGCACCGAAGAAGCUUCGAGGAUCUGGUGGCAGCCAAUGCACACAUUCCUCCAGACUACCUCCUUAAGAUUUGUGAGAGGAUUGGCCCUUUAUUAGAUAAGGAGAUCCCUCAGAGUGUUCCUGGGGUACAGACAUUACUAGGUGUCGGUCGGCAGUCUCUGUUACGGGAUGCCAAAGACUGUAAAAGUACACUAUGGCGUGGAUCUGCUUUUGCAGCUCUCCACAGAGGCAGACCUCCAGAACUACCUGUAAAUUAUGUGAAACCUCCAAAUGUGGUGAAUAUCACCUCAGCCAGGCAAUUAACCGGAUGUAGUCGCUUCAGCCAUGUUUUCCCCUCAUCUGCUUACCAGCACAUUAAGAUGCAUAAGAGAAUUCUGGGACACUUAUCUUCUGUCUACUGUGUAGCCUUUGAUCGAAGUGGGAGGCGAAUUUUUACAGGUUCAGAUGACUGUUUGGUGAAAAUCUGGGCUACAGAUGAUGGACGCCUCCUUGCCACACUGCGAGGGCACUCUGCUGAAAUCUCCGACAUGGCUGUUAACUAUGAAAAUACUCUCAUUGCUGCAGGCAGCUGUGACAAAGUUGUGAGAGUAUGGUGUCUUCGAACUUGUGCACCAGUUGCUGUCCUUCAGGGACAUUCAGCUUCUAUUACUUCCAUACAGUUUUGUCCAUCAACUAAAGGCACAACUAGAUACCUCACUUCUACUGGUGCUGAUGGAACAAUUUGUUUCUGGCAAUGGCAUGUAAAAACAAUGAAGUUUAGAGAUCGCCCAGUAAAAUUUACUGAGAGAUCCAGACCUGGAGUUCAGAUAUCUUGUUCAUCUUUCAGUUCUGGUGGCAUGUUCAUUACAACAGGGAGCACUGAUCAUGUUAUUAGAAUAUACUAUUUGGGUUCUGAGACACCUGAGAAAAUUGCUGAAUUAGAAUCACAUACGGACAAAGUUGUUGCUGUUCAGUUCUGUAACAAUGGAGACAGCUUAAGGUUUGUUAGUGGAAGCAGAGACGGAACAGCAAGAAUAUGGCAAUAUCAACAACAAGAGUGGAAGAGCAUAGUGCUAGAUAUGGCUACUAAGAUGAGUGGGAAUAAUUUGACAUCUACAGAAGACAAAGUCACUAAACUGAAGGUGACUAUGGUGGCUUGGGAUCGGUAUGAUACCACUGUUAUUACUGCAGUGAACAAUUUUCUUUUGAAAGUGUGGAAUUCUGUCACUGGGCAGCUUCUUCAUACUUUAUCUGGCCAUGAUGAUGAAGUGUUUGUUCUAGAAGCACAUCCAUUUGAUCAAAGGAUCAUACUUUCAGCAGGUCAUGAUGGGAACAUUUUUAUUUGGGACCUUGACCGAGGGACCAAAAUACGAAAUUACUUUAAUAUGAUUGAAGGCCAAGGUCAUGGGGCAGUGUUUGACUGUAAAUUUUCACCAGAUGGAAACCAUUUUGCCUGCACAGAUUCUCAUGGGCAUUUGUUGCUAUUUGGCUUUGGAUGCAGUAAAUACUACGAAAAGAUUCCAGAUCAGAUGUUCUUCCAUACUGAUUAUCGGCCACUCAUCAGAGAUGCCAAUAACUAUGUAUUAGAUGAACAAACUCAACAAGCUCCUCACCUCAUGCCUCCCCCAUUCUUGGUGGAUGUCGAUGGAAAUCCUCAUCCUACAAAGUUUCAACGGCUGGUACCAGGACGGGAAAACUGUAAAGAUGAACAGCUUAUUCCACAGUUGGGAUAUGUGGCUAAUGGUGACGGUGAGGUAGUAGAACAGGUAAUUGGGCAGCAAACCAAUGACCAAGAAGAAAGCAUUCUUGAUGGAAUAAUCAGGGAGUUACAGAGAGAACAAGAUCUCAGAUUAAUUAAUGAAGGAGAUGUUCCACAUUUUCCAAUUAAUAGAUCGUAUUCUGUUAAUGGUGCUCUGAGUAGUCCAAAUAUGGACAUACCUUCUUCCCCAAAUAUUGGCCUUCGUCGUAGUGGCCAAAUUGAAGGUGUUCGGCAGAUGCACAACAAUGCUCCCCGGAGCCAGAUGGCCACUGAAAGGGACCUCAUGGCCUGGAGCCGAAGAGUAGUGGUGAAUGAACUAAAUAGUGGUGUUAGUAGGGUACAAGAAGAAUGUCGAAAUGCAAAAGGUGACCUAGAAGUUAGUCUUUAUACUGUUGAAAAGAAGAAAAAGCCAUCUUAUCCUAUCCAAAGAAAUGAUUAUCAGCCCAGCUGUGGCAGGUCUUUACGGAGGACACAACGCAAACGACAGCACACUUACCUAACAAGGUCCAACAUAGAGCAUAAUUCACAGGCAUCAUCUCAAACUUCAGGUGUACAAGAAGAUUCAGAAAGCUCUUCAGAGGAAGAUGAAACUGUUGGCACAAGUGAUGCUUCUGUAGAAGACCCUGUGGUUGAGUGGCAAAGCGAAAGUUCUUCCAGUGAUUCAUCAAGUGAAUAUUCUGACUGGAUAGCAGAUGCUGGGAUAAAUUUGCAGCCUCCCAAAAGACAAACAAGACAAGCAACACAGAAAAUAUACAGCAGCUCUGAAGAUGAAAAUUUGAAGUCACUAGAAGAUAGGCAGAAGAAACCGAAGCAGACUAGAAAGAAGAAAGGGGGACUUGUUUCUAUGGCAGGUGAACCCAAUGAAGAAUGGCUUGCCCCUCAGUGGAUCUUAGAUACCAUACCACGAAGGUCUCCUUUUGUCCCACAGAUGGGAGAUGAGCUUAUUUACUUUAGACAAGGACAUGAAGCUUAUGUGCGAGCUGUAAGAAAAUCAAAAAUAUAUAGUGUUAAUUUACAAAAACAGCCAUGGAACAAAAUGGACCUCAGGGAGCAAGAAUUUGUGAAGAUUGUAGGAAUCAAAUAUGAGAUUGGACCACCUACGCUAUGCUGCUUAAAACUUGCAUUUUUGGAUCCAAUUUCAGGCAAAAUGACUGGAGAAUCUUUUUCCAUUAAGUAUCAUGACAUGCCAGAUGUCAUUGAUUUCCUUGUGUUACAUCAGUUUUAUAAUGAAGCCAAAGAAAGGAACUGGCAGAUUGGUGAUAGAUUCCGCAGUAUAAUAGAUGAUGCCUGGUGGUUUGGAACUGUGGAAAGUCAGCAGCCUUUUCAGCCAGAAUAUCCUGAUAGCUCUUUCCAGUGUUACAGUGUUCACUGGGACAAUAAUGAAAGAGAAAAGAUGAGCCCCUGGGAUAUGGAGCCAAUUCCAGAUGGAACUGCUUUUCCAGAUGAAGUUGGUGCUGGUAUUCCUGUGUCCCAGGAAGAACUAACUGCAUUGCUGUACAAACCCCAGGAAGGAGAGUGGGGGGCUCAUUCCAGAGAUGAGGAGUGUGAACGAGUUAUUCAGGGCAUCAACGACCUUCUUUCCCUGGAUUUUGCCAGUCCUUUUGCUGUUCCAGUGGAUCUCAGUGCCUACCCCUUGUAUUGUACUGUAGUUGCUUAUCCAACUGACCUCAAUACCAUCAAACAAAGACUUGAAAAUCGGUUUUACAGGAGAAUAUCAGCAUUAAUGUGGGAGGUACGCUAUAUUGAACAUAAUGCUAGGACUUUCAAUGAGCCAGAUAGUCCUAUAGUUAAAGCAGCCAAGGUUGUGACUGAUGUCCUACUUCGGUUUAUUGGGGAUCAAAGCUGUACUGAUAUUUUGGAUACUUACAAUAAAAUCAAAGCAGAAGAUCCAAACAGCAGUGAUCCGGAGGAGGAUUCAGAAAUGGUUGACUUAGAUUCAGAUGGUCCUGGCACUUCGUCUGGAAGGAGGGCCAAAUAUCGAGGCAGACGACAGUCUCUGAAGUGUAAUCCUGAUGCUUGGAAAAAGCAAUGCAAAGAGCUACUGAGCCUCAUUUAUGAACAGGAAGACUCAGAACCCUUUCGACAGCCAGCAGAUUCUCAUUCUCACCCAACUCAACAACAACAAGAAGGAGAAUCCUCAGAAUCAGUUCCUCCAGAUAGACAAGAUCCAUCUCUUUCUGAGGAUUAUCAAGAUGUUAUAGACACACCUGUGGACUUCAGCACUGUGAAAGAAACUUUGGAAUCAGGAAAUUAUGAUAAUCCUCUGGAAUUUUAUAAAGAUGUUCGCCAAAUAUUCAGCAACUCCAAAGCUUAUACUUCUAAUAAAAAGUCAAGGAUCUAUAGCAUGACGCUGAGAUUGUCUGCCUUAUUUGAAAAUCACAUUAAAAAUAUCAUCUCUGAAUAUAAGUCAGCAAUCCAGAGUCAGAAGAGGAGAAGACCACGGUACAGAAAGCGUCUGAGAAGCAGUAGCAGCUCGUUGUCUAGCAGCAGAGCUCCCAGUCCAAAAGGGAAACAGAAGCAAAUGAAGUUACAACCUAAAAAUGACCAGAAUACCUCAGUGGCUUAUGCCAGGACUAGCUCUCCUUUUUCUUCUCCUGUUUCAGAUGCUGCUGAAGGUGUUUCACUGUAUCUGCUUGAUGAUGAAGGGGAUGGGCCUUUUUCUCCAUCAAGUUUCAGUGGAUAUAGUAGAAGUGGAAAUAGCCAUGACCCAGGGAAAGCCAAAUCAUUUCGUAAUAGAGUUUUACCAGCUAAACAAGAUCACUCCCUUGAUGGGCCUCUUACAAAUGUUGAAGGCAGAGAGCCCCGGACAGGAGCCAAAAGAAAACUACUCAGUGCUUCAGAAGAAGAUGAAAGCAUGGGAGCAGAAGAAAAAGAAAUGAAAGAAACAAAGGAAAAAGCACAUUUAUCUUCCUCUGAGAGUGGAGAGUUAGGCUCCAGUUUAAGUUCAGAAAGUACCUCUGGCUCUGACUCUGACUCUGAAUCCACUUCCAGAACAGAUCAAGAUUAUGUUGAUGGAGACCAUGACUAUAGCAAAUUCAUACAAACCAGACCUAAAAGAAAACUCAGAAAACAGCAUGCCAAUGGAAAAAGAAACUGGAAGACAAGAGGCACAGGAGGAAGAGGCAGAUGGGGAAGAUGGGGUAGAUGGAGCAGAGGAGGCAGAGGAAGAGGUGGCAGGGGGCGAGGGGGUCGAGGAAGAGGUGGAGGUGGGGGAAGAGGGAGAGGACGAGGAAGAGGAGGAAGAGGUGCCUCUAGAGGAGCGAGCCGAGCCAAACGAGCACGAGUUGCAGAUGAUGAAUUUGAUACGAUGUUUUCAGGACGUUUCAGUAGACUUCCACGGAUUAAAACAAGAAACCAAGGCAGGAGAACUGUUUUAUAUAAUGAUGAUUCAGAUAAUGACAACUUUGUGUCCACUGAGGAUCCUCUGAAUCUUGGUACAUCCAGAUCAGGCAGAGUACGUAAAAUGACCGAAAAAGCCAGGGUUAGCCAUCUUAUGGGAUGGAAUUAUUAACAGUUAAAGAUUUUAAAAUAGUUUUUAAAAAUAAAAUCACUGGCCUUCUACUGCAGGGAAUUUAUCAGAAAAUCUACAAAGCAAGUUGUGUGGGGACUUCUGCUUCCUUUCACAUUGGUGCUUUUCCAUUAUGCCAGUAUACAUUUAUUUCAAGAUCUCCACACUUCAUUUGUUCAAACAAGCCUUACUCAUUAGGCCUUAAAUUAAAACAAAUUCUACCCACACAUAUAUGUGUGUGCAUAUACACAUGCACGGACAUGCGCUCACUCGCGCACAUACAUACAUACACACACAAACACACACACACACACAGACACACUACAGAUUUACUACAUUAAAGGAGCAUUCUGCUUCUUAAGAGUAGCAUGACAUUUUUAUCUCAAUAAGAUAUCCCUCUUUGCUUUUGUAUCACAGAAGUAUAGCACCUUCUUACAGAGUUUUAUAUAGUUUGUUUUUGCCAUUUUGAUUCCUAUACCCAGUAAUAAUAACUUUUGCACAAUACACCAAUCCUAAAGGCAGCUAUUAAAUGUUUACAGUUUCUAUAUUGUAAGAUCGAUCUGGAUUAUUUUACUCUUCCCAGGCCAAACUUUCACGAACUUUACUGAACUGAAGUAUAUAUUUAUACUGCAGUUUUGGGGUGGGGUGGGGGGUAUCUUGAUAUGCUUUUCAUUGAUUUGCUUAAUUCACGUUUAAGGUGAGAAAGGGUUGGUGCCUUGUAAAUAUGUAGCAAAUCAUUGUGGUGUGUCCUGAUGUGUGCAUUAACUUUAUUAAAAGAGAAUACUUGAGGUAUCAAUCUAGACAAGGUGCCAAAUGCAAAAGUUUCUUGCAUCCAUUUUUCUUUUCCUGUUAUAUUUUAUUGCAUUAAUAGAACUUGUGUAGCUUAAACGUAACUUAAACAUUUGAAAAAAAAAAUCCUCAUCCACAAAGAAUAACUUCUUUGAACAGUAGCUCAGCUACCUCUAUUAACUACAACUACUGGAAAAGCUAAGGAGAAUAGAUGCUGUUACUCAUUACUAAGGAGAAAUAGAACAAGCUUGGUAGGGAUGAAAACUCCUAAGUUAUAAGCUGAGAAUUUUCAAUAAUCAUAUUGGCUCUCAAAUUAAUAGUUGUAAUUAACAAGAUUUCCUAAGUAUUAUAUGCUCUAGGCUUUUAUAGAACAUAUUUGUGUAAGUGGACUUGCUCUACUGCAUAUAUUUCUCUGCUACCACUUACUAUUUAACAGCUGUGAGUUACUGGUUUUCAUUUGAAUCAUAAAUAGUAUCAAAGCACCUAACUUGAGCUGGACUAUUUUGGCUAGCUAAUACUUGGAAGCAACUUUAAUAGGUUCUUCUGUUCUCAUUCCAAAGGGUUCUUUUGUUCUAGACUUCCAGAAAAGAGCCUCAUUGCACUGCAAACAGAUAUUUUGAAUUGUUAUUUUAUAGUUGAAAAACAAAAACAAAAAAAAAACCCUUUAAAAUCAUGUAUGGUCUUGUUUACAGCAAUAGAGUGCACGUGCUUCCACAAGCGAGCUUCAGUUCCAAGAUCAAUUUUAUUCCUCAAAUUUGAGAUAACAGAUGUGCUACUUUGUUACAAAAUCUUGAAGUGGGAGGUGGGAUAAUAAUUGAUCUCUGCUUUUAUAACAGCAGUUUUGUUACACUUAGAUCAGACUUGUGUGAUAAAACAUUUUCUUAAUGUAUGCCUGGUAGCCCAGGAUAUUUCUUAAGCUGACGUGUGUGUCUCAUGCUUUUAAUCAUUUCAUGCAUCUGAAAAUCUGUUAAAUGCAGAGGAAGGAGUACACACAUAACUUUGCUUUUUUGGUGGGGUUGGGGUCUUUAUUCUUGAACUAAUACUCUUAAGCAAUUUUCACUUGCAGUAGAAAUGAUAUUCAGGCUUUAAGAAAAUAUAGUGAACUGUUAAUGGCACUAAUGUCUGUUGCUAGAGAGCAGACCAAGCUGAUAUUUUUUGUUGUUUUUCUUCACUAUACCAAAACUAUUUCUGGUUAUAAACUCAACUGCCAUUUUAGCCAUAGUAUAGAUUCAAAAUGUUCCCAUCUGAGAGUCUACAUUUGAUUUUUUACUAAAAUAUACUAUUUCAUUUAUUCAUCUCUUGGGCAUUUAGACUAAAUUGUGCCUGUCUUUUCCUGGAGUCAGUAACAUUUUAUCUUAUAACAAUCAACAUACUAUAGUUGCUUAAAUUCCUGGAUAUACCCAUAUGUAUAUCAUAUGUACCAUUUUAAUAUGAAAUUUUUGUUGACAUUCUUCUAUGAAGAGCUGACUCUUGAAAUGUAGAAGAAUUGUCAUUUGUGUGAUAUUAGCAGUCUGGAGCUUUAUUUAUAAUUUAUUUUGAAAAAUAAAAAUGCCACAUUUAUUCCCCAAAUGUCAAGAUUUUCUAGGCUUACAUAAUUAGAAUAAUAAGGCUAAAGACAUUUUUAAGCAUAUUUUAUAUGUAGUGAAAUACUGUGAAAUACUAGUGAACAGCCUUUUGCUGUGAUGUUGAUUUCAGUCAUUAGAAUUUAAAGAGUUAGUCACCAGGGUAUGGUAGGUGAGUAUAGUUAUCAUUUAUUAUAAAUCAAACAGAUACUUUUCUGUUUGCAUGCAAAUUAUUUUCAUAAGUGUGAAAAUAAAAGUCUGGGAAAUAAUAUUUUUACUUUUUUAAUCUGGACUUCCCCUUUCCCCAAUUUAUAUUUUAGGUUUUUUAAUACUACUUCCUACAAAUGUGUCAUAAUUUGUAUCAUAAUGAAUACUCUAUCAUUUCAGUUUUCUAGAGAUCUUUUAAAACCUAAAUAAGAUCUAGGUUCAGCCAUAGCAAAGAAAGUAGGGAAUGAGUUAAGAAUUGUGCAAAUGUAGACCACUGUUCUAUUUAGGCCCAUGAGAGCAUACACAUGUAAAAGUUUAAUCCUAUGCUAUAUCUGAAGUCAAUAACUAUAACAUUUCCCAUGAAUGCUAAUGUUCAGAUUCCAAGCUUUAUGACCUUAGCAUGUGUAUAUGUUUAUAAAAUUGAAUCAUGUUUUCCCCCCUCUGGCUUGCUGUAUGUAUCUCAGCUAGCAAUAGGAUGCUCUCCAAAACAUGCACAAAACCACUAGCCUAAUGACUAAAUUUGUUUUUGUAAAAGUCCUUGUGUGCUUAUGUGUAUGUAGCUUUUUCCUAGUUUGACAUACCUUAUCCCAGACAUUAAAAAGAGAGUCUAUUUUCUAUAGAGGACACUGUCUACCAAUUAUUUGCCUCUUUAGAGCUCAGCCUGUGCAUUUAUUAAUGCUUAAUCAUCCAUGUUAUUAUGUCUUCUAGAUGACAAUUCUGGUUUUGUCAUGUAAGUGUGUCCCUCUUUUCUUUUAAUUUAAUUUGGUCUUUGUAUUUUCUCUUUUCCCUCCACAGAAAUCAGGCUUAUUCUAGAAAUUGUUCCUAGGGUGCUUUGUUUCCCCCAGAGACAAAGGAACUGAGUAAAAUUCCUAAGUUUCCUUCUACACACUUUAGUUCCCUUUACACCUAAAUUAGCUUUCAAAUAUUGUAAAUUAGAGUGAUUUAUCUUUUGCUUUUGUUUUAAUCAUGUAGAUUGUCAUCAGACAAUACAGUGAUUAAAAGAGAAAGAUGUGAAUGCCACUUAUGACUUUUGAAUAAAACUUUUCAGAGCAUUUUUCAGAAUCUGUAAGUUUGUGAUAAUGAUACACACCUUAGUAUAUGUGGAAUCAUUUUAUGCACAAUUGCCAGCUGGUACUUCUUUAAAGCUGCAUUUUCAUGCCCUCAAAAAGGAGUCUUAAAACAUGUGAUUUUCACUACAUUUCGGUGUUCAGCCUUUUAAGCUAUUACCAUAACAUUUGAAAAUCUGAAAUUAAUAGUUCUAGGGGAAGGAAUGGAACUUUUGAUAUUUAAAGUCCUUUAUUCUAAAUGCUAACCACAUUCACCAACAUCUUUGUGGCAGGCGAGGCUUUAUGAAUGUUACUGAAAAUAUUCUAAGAUCAAUUUAAGACUUGUUUUUAAAAUUCAUGGUGAAAUAUUUGCAUGCUGUUUUUUUCUUUACAUCUCUUAACACCCAAAUGUUAAUUUACCACAUUUACAAAGUUUUGGGUAAAAUCCAAUUCAAAUGAAAUGUUCUUAUGGUGCUGUAUUUUAUGGAACAUGGAGAGCACUCAGGUUUCUUGAUAUUUGUUCCUUACUAUGGUCUUAUAAUCCUUGAGUAUUUCUUUGUUGUCUUUCCUCUCGGGCUUGCUCUUAUAUCUCCUUCUUUUCCACAAUGAAGACUGUUCUUCACAUAGCAUACUUCAAUCAGACUGGAAAUUUCAUAUUCAUUCCUAAGAGAAAAAAUAGAAAGGCCCUCCAGUUUAGAGUUAAGGUGUGUUUAUAUGUAUGCCCAUUUCUUAUUCUUAUACCUAUCUUAACUAAAUCUAGAAUAUGGGACUUAGACAUAUAAAAGCAUUGUAAUUAUUUUCUAAAAAAAAAAUAAAAUUAUUGAUACAUAUUGAGAUCGCAUUCAUAAUUUACUUUUAAAAUCCCAUACUGAAAUAUCUAGAAACCCAGUUGGAAAAUGUCUUUGCAUAUGUCACCAGAUAUACAUUAAGCAGUACUACAAAUGUUAAUUUUUAAACAAUACCGUGGUGAUGGCAAUCAGUAAUUUAUUUCUUUGUUCUGUAACUUAUCAUCCUUGUUUUUUUGUAAUCCUUUACACAGUAUUAACAAAACUGUACUUUAUAUUUGUUCUUAGUGUCCAUAAAUUUUAAAAUGGAAAAACAUUCAGUUAAUAGUUGAUGUGCUGUUGUGUAUGGGCAGAAUGUCCAUUAAACUAAAAUUCAGUGGGGAAGAAAGGUCAACAAAACUGGCUUGGUUUAUAAAAUAUGUUUUGUUUGGCAGUUGUUGGUCAUUAUAAGCAAUUACUUUCAAAGACAAAAAAUACUGGACUAAAUUUGUUGCCAUUCUUUAUGGGAUGUUUACAAUAAAAUUCCAAGUUGUUUGGAAUCAGUUGCACUCUCGCUGCUUUAUGCCUUAAUUCAUACUAGAGAUAAAUUAACAAGACAAAAGAAUUAUAAGAGCUAUGAAGUUAACCUUUCCAACUAUCCAGCUUUAGAGAUUGUAUCAUGUAAUCCAUGCGUCUUCUUGUCAUAAGGUAUUUUAUUAUUAUCGUUUUUGAAUUAUUAGAAACUGAGUUGCUUCCUAUGGGGAAAAAAAAGAUGUUUCCUAUUCUUGCUGAUAUUCUUUGGAUCACCUUUAGGUAAUCAAUAUGAUGGUAUCACUUUAAAAUGUGGGCUGUUUGGUGCGUUAAAUAGCAUCCCCAUGCGCUCACAAGCUCUUCAUUCUGCAGAGCUUCUUGAGUUGGCUAGAUUUUAAUAUACUUACUGUUAAAUUUGAACAGUGGAGGUAUGUGGAUACCCAGUGGUUUUUUUUUUUUUAUUUGUGGUUGAAUUGCCUGUUGACUAUGACUUUAUUAUGAAUGGUGCUUUAACUGGAUGCACAUCUAGGAGGGAGAGAAAUGAAGUGAGCUGGGGUCUGAAUGUUUUACCAGGAACACUCAUCCUUGGCCUUAAAUCUAUGCCCACAACUUUUCUCCCAAUGUCAAGAAUUCUACUGAGUUCAAGAUAAAUAAGCUUCCAAAAGACUGGUCUGCAUCUUUUAUGGGUAGCUUGUCUGUUAUGUGUUUUUAGAAUUGAGAAGACUUGUAGAAUAGUUCACCUCUCUUCUGGCGGUAUUGGAUCAAUUGACUGACAGCCCAAUUUUCACAAUUCCCAGAUUGAGGUCAGGGUAUAUUUGUGUUAUUUUUGUUUAGCUGUUUGACUGCUUUAACCCUAUCUACUAUGUGAAUAUGUUACAUUAAAAAUUCUUUGUUAGAA
Molecule: messenger RNA, 11411 nt
Organism: Apodemus sylvaticus (European woodmouse)
Lineage: Eukaryota; Metazoa; Chordata; Mammalia; Rodentia; Muridae
Gene: Brwd3
Product: bromodomain and WD repeat domain containing 3
Exons: 41
Coding region: 215-5617 (1800 amino acids)
Biological process (GO): cytoskeleton organization; regulation of transcription by RNA polymerase II; regulation of cell shape
Cellular component (GO): nucleus
Molecular function (GO): protein binding
Source: RefSeq, a predicted model, not a curated record